Aspergillus clavatus NRRL 1 is the source of this 597-nucleotide messenger RNA. RefSeq names its product DUF4452 domain-containing protein. Lineage: Eukaryota; Fungi; Ascomycota; Eurotiomycetes; Eurotiales; Aspergillaceae. The transcript has 2 exons. The record is from RefSeq and is a predicted model, not a curated record. The coding region runs from base 1 to 597 and encodes 198 amino acids.
AUGUCUGCCUUCUUCUACGGUCAUCACCAGCAACAGCAUCAGCAACACCCACACCAGGGCGCUGCUAGCCAUAUGCCAUCGUCAAGCAACCAUCAUGGCCGCUCUCGCAGAGGUCCCAAGAUGGCAGCCCAAAAUGCUCAGCGUCAGUUCCGGGGAGUGAAGAGUAUGAGGGAGUUGGCUGAGGCCCCUGCCGUGACGGCCUUCCGCGCACGGUUUGAAGCUGGACGGUCUUUCGAUCUUGACGACGACCUCGAGUUUUGCCCAGGUCUCCUGACAGAGGACGAUCUGCACUCAAUCCACUCCGCUUCUUCAGAUCGCUCGUCUCUUUCCAGUGGUUCUCCCGACUCGUCUCCACUUCAGCAUCAAAUUCAACCUGUUCAGCAGGUCACGCCAACCAUCUCCUUGUCUCCUGCGUCUUCCAACUCGUUCAUGCACUCCGGAGUUGCCGGUAAUCUUAAUAUGACUUUCCAACAGCAGUCCGCAGUUCGCACUCGCAAAGUCAUCCCUAUCGUCAAUCCUAAUACGGGCAUGACUCUGACCAGCCCCCCAACUUCGAUCUCGCCUGGCGCGAUGCAGAACGCUCAGCGGCGGUGGUGA